This is a messenger RNA of Phycomyces blakesleeanus NRRL 1555(-), 1284 nucleotides long. RefSeq names its product helix-loop-helix DNA-binding domain-containing transcription factor. Lineage: Eukaryota; Fungi; Mucoromycota; Mucoromycetes; Mucorales; Phycomycetaceae. Gene Ontology annotation, molecular function: RNA polymerase II cis-regulatory region sequence-specific DNA binding; DNA-binding transcription factor activity, RNA polymerase II-specific; protein dimerization activity. Gene Ontology annotation, biological process: regulation of transcription by RNA polymerase II. The coding region runs from base 1 to 1284 and encodes 427 amino acids. The record is from RefSeq and is a predicted model, not a curated record. The transcript has 2 exons.
AUGCCUCCCAACAAAACUAUGAUCGAUUCUUGGGAUAACGUUCCUCUUUACUAUCCUCAUCAACAAGCAACCAUUACCCAACAAAAAGAAACCACACAGAAUGUCUGGCCUAAUUGUGAAAUAGAUAAAACUCUCCAGGACCGGCCUUUUGUUGCCUAUCUAGACCAGUUUUCGUUGCCCUCGUUCGAGCCCUUAUCGAUGCGCGAGACAAGAGUAACCUCUAUUUCCUCUUUAAGACAUGGUCUGUGUCGCACACCCUCACCACAGACCACCCGCAGUCAUGAUCUCAACCCUACCAAUACCACAAAUAUGAACAGUCCUAAUACUAUUCCUGACCACAAUGAUAUAACAAUCCCAGUCUAUCUCUACAAAAGCAAUUCAAUCGUCGUCCCUCAUCAGAUCUCAACCAAUGCCGUUCGCAAAUCAUCUCUUUUUAUGCCCCAACUUUCUUCUACGCUCACCAACACCACCCACACCACAAAUCCUCCUCUUUCUGUCCCAAUUCCCAACUCCCCAGUCUCAUCCGUAUCCUCCCAAUCUUCCCAAUCUUCCCUGUCCUCCAACCAGACCUCCAAGAACCAUACCUUGGCUAGAUCCAAACGAGACAACCACAUCUUGUCCGAACAACGCCGACGGAACAUGAUCCGCACCGGCUUCAAGGAAAUGACGGACCUCAUACCGACCCUCAAGAACAUCAGCCAGUCAAAGAGCAUCAUCCUAUUCAAAGCAGCAGACUACAUGAAAGAUCUCGAACGACGGAACAAACAUCUCCGCGACAAACUCUCGGCUUUACAAUGGAGAGCCAAACUCAAGGCUGGCCAAAUCAAGCACCAUCCAGUCAAAUCAUCACCACUUGUUCCUCUACCUCACCGAGACCAUCUCAAACAAGUCCGUAUUCUAGAAGAUCAAAUCAGGCAGCAACAAAGACUUCUCACCCAACACAACUUGCCUACACCUACACCUACACCUACAAUUAUGCAAUCCAAUCAUGACCACAAUCUUGUAAAUACCUUUUCAUCCACAGCCACACACUCCCAACAGCAACAACAACAACAACCAUCUAGUCAUGUCCAUACUACUGCUCAUAAUACUCAAGCCAUUCUAGUACCAAUGUCAAAAGAAGAUAAUUCGUUUAUCCAAUGGCACUCGUCCUCUUCUGCAUCAUCCAGUGCUUCUUCACUUGCUGUACCCAGUCUCUCGAUUCCUGCUGACGAAGACUUUGGGCUAGAAAGUGCCCAACGAGAUCGUUGGUUGAGCUGUGGAAAGAUGAACCAGUUUCAAUAA